AUGGUGAGCGAUGUCCUGUGUGGCGCCGCGUGUUACUGGUUGAGCGAUGAGCUGGCGCAGAGGAUGGAGGGGGCGACGGGGGGGGACGGGACGGCGACGGCGGCGGAGGGCGACGACGCGGACGACGCGUCGAGGUCGAUGGGGUUCGUCCGGGACGAUGGACGACGGAAACGGUACGUCAGUUUCGGUGCGCUGGAUGGGGGGACGUCGUACCUGUGGUACGAGUGGGUGGAUUGGGUGGUGGGAGACGACCCGAUGCGAAGCGAGCUGGCGACGGUUGGGGAGAAAGUGUUGAUCGACGCGGCGGUGUAUAAUCCGUUUUGGGCCGCCUUGUUCAUCGCGUACAUGGGCGUGGCGUCGAGGAAGACGGUGGAGGAGGUCAAGGGUGAUCUCGAUCGGGAUUGGUUGGAGCUGUUCAAGUCGAACGUCGUGUUUUGGGUGCCGAUGAACUUUAUCGUCUACGGCGUGUUCCCGCUCGAGACGCGCGUCUACGGCCUCUACACGCUCAACGUGCUGUUCGUGUGCACGCUUUCGCUCUUUGAGGAGCGUAAAGCGUCGCUCAGAAAGUCCGGGGAGACGUUGUCGCCGAUGGAUGUCGUCGCGCGGGUGCGGGAAGAGGCGAGUAAAUAA
Molecule: messenger RNA, 630 nt
Organism: Ostreococcus tauri
Lineage: Eukaryota; Viridiplantae; Chlorophyta; Mamiellophyceae; Mamiellales; Bathycoccaceae
Product: Mpv17/PMP22
Exons: 1
Coding region: 1-630 (209 amino acids)
Cellular component (GO): cytoplasm; membrane
Source: RefSeq, a predicted model, not a curated record